AGUAGCUGUUAUUGUAAGAAGGAUUAACCUGAAUUUAUUGAAUAAAAGCUGACUUUAAUGAACGUCGCAUUUCAAAUAUAUUCAUCCGGUUUUUAGGGUUAGCUUCAAGUAUAUGUAAUAUAAGCCUAAAAAGUAUCUCAUAGUUGAAAAUAUAUUGUGGUAGUAUAAUAAUUUAUCUAAACAAUGGAAAUAUCUGACCAUAAUCUACAAACUCUUGGCAAAUACCUACAAGAAACCCUUAGUCCCGAUGUAAAUGUUCGAAGACCCGCCGAACAAUUUUUAAAAGGAGUAGAGGUUAAUCAAAAUUAUCCAUUGCUUCUUUUGAACCUUGUUCACAAAGCUGAAGUAGACAUGACUAUCAGAGUUGCGGGAGCCGUAGCAUUUAAAAACUAUAUAAAAAGAAACUGGUUUGUGGAGGAAGAUCAAACAGAUCGUAUACAUGAAACUGAUCGUGUUGCAAUUAAAAAUCUUAUUGUCACUCUAAUGUUAAGUUCCCCAGAAGCUAUUCAGAAACAGUUGAGUGAUGCUAUAAGUAUAAUAGGAAAAACAGAUUUCCCUCUAAAAUGGCCCGAAUUAAUUACCCAAAUGGUCGACAAAUUUUCUACAGGUGACUUUAAUGUUAUAAAUGGUGUAUUGAGGACAGCACAUUCUCUAUUUAAAAAAUAUAGAUAUGAAUUUAAAUCAAAUGAGUUGUGGACUGAAAUAAAAUAUGUUCUUGAAAAACUGGCCCAACCCCUCACUGAUCUACUAGUGGCAACUAUAGGCUUAGCUCAAACACACAGUAAUGAUGUGAAUGCUUUGAAAGUUAUCUACAAUUCAUUGGUCCUUAUUUGUAAAGUAUUUUAUUCUCUGAAUUUCCAAGAUCUUCCAGAAUUUUUUGAAGACAACAUACAAAUUUGGAUGACCAAUUUCCACACAAUGCUAACUGCUGACGUACCAAGUUUGCAAAACAAUGAAAUCGAAGAAGCUGGUGUAAUGGAACAAUUAAAAUCACAAGUAUGCGAUAAUAUAGCACUAUAUGCCCAAAAAUAUGAUGAAGAGUUUAAACAAUUUUUACCUCAGUUUGUUACCGAUGUUUGGGGUCUUUUAGUUGCUACAGGAUUGCAGCCUAAAUAUGAUUUGUUGGUAUCAAAUGCCUUGCAAUUUUUAUCUUCUGUAGCUGAGAGGGGUCAAUAUAGAAACUUAUUUGAGGAUGAUAAUGUUUUAAGUAGUAUUUGCGAGAAAGUUAUUAUACCAAACAUGGAAUUUAGGGUGUCAGAUGAAGAACUGUUUGAAGACAAUCCUGAAGAAUACACUAGAAGAGAUAUUGAAGGAUCUGAUAUUGAUACUCGAAGGAGGGCUGCUUGUGAUCUCGUAAAUACACUGAGUCAAAAUUUUGAAAAAAGGAUUAUAGAGAUUUUUGGUCAAUAUUUACAAGUAAUGCUUGGGAAAUAUGCUGAAAAUCCAAAGCAGUAUUGGAGAAGUAAAGAUGCUGCUUUAUAUUUAGUAACAUCAUUAGUUAGUAGAGGCUCUACUCAAAAACAUGGAGUUACUCAAACCAGUCAAUUAGUUAAUAUCACUCAAUUUUGUCAACAGCAUAUUUUGCCAGAGUUAGAAAGACAAGAUGUAAAUGAAUUGCCAGUUUUGAAAGCUGAUGCGAUUAAGUACAUAAUGACAUUUAGAUCUGUACUUCCCAGUGACAUUGUAGUUUCCACGUUACCACAGUUAAUCAGGCAUAUGCCUAGCGAAAGUGCUGUGGUUCAUACAUACGCAGCCUGUGCAUUGGAAAAAAUUCUUAUUCUACGAGUUAAUAAUCUAUCAGUAGUGACUGGUGCACAAUUAGAACCACUCGCAAUAACUCUUUUAACUAAUCUUUUUGACACUCUUGAAAGGCCCGUUUCUGAAGAAAACGAAUAUGUUAUGAAGGCUCUCAUGAGGACAUUUUCUACGUUAGAUGAAAGGGUUAUUCCAUUCUUAAAUGUGGCUUUACCAAAAUUAACAACAAAGCUGCAAAUGGUAGCGAAGAAUCCAUCUAAGCCUCAUUUCAACCAUUAUCUUUUUGAGACUUUCUCGUUGGCUAUAAAAAUUGUAUGUAAAGCAAAUCCGGGUGCUGUUACUUCAUUUGAAGAUAUAUUGUUUCCCAUUUUUCAAGGAAUUUUGCAGCAAGACAUACAAGAAUUUAUUCCAUAUGUAUUCCAAAUACUGUCCCUUUUAAUGGAAAAUACUCCACAAGGUGCCAUUCCAGAACCUUACAUGCAACUAUUGCCAUGCUUAUUGGCUCCCAUAUUGUGGGAAAGACCUGCUAAUAUAAGUCCCUUAGUUAGAUUAUUGAGUGCAUUUGCAACACAGGCAGCUCCCCAAGUGGUAGCUCAAGAUAAAGUGAGUGGGUUCCUUGGAGUUUUCCAAAAGUUGAUCGCAUCAAAGACCAAUGAUCACGAAGGAUUUUAUUUGAUGCAGAGUCUUAUUCAGCACUUACCAAUAGAAGCCCUCACACCUUAUCACAAACAAAUAUUUUUCUUACUGUUUCAAAGGCUUUCCUCCAGCAAAACAACGAAGUAUAUUAUAAAUCUCAUAGUAUUUUUUUCAUUAUAUAUUGUUAAAUAUUCAGCAAAGGAAUUAAUAGCAAUUAUAGAUGGAAUUCAAGCACAAAUGUUUGGGAUGGUAUUAGAAAAAUUAUUUAUAACCGAAUUACAAAAAGUGGCUGGGACUAUUGACAGGAAAAUAGUAGCUUGCGGGAUUACGAAAUUGUUAUGUGAAAGCCCCGAAAUGUUUUCAGGUACUUACCAGAAAUAUUGGCCGCAGCUGUUGCAGGCACUGCUUUCAUUUUUCGAGAUGCCAGUUGAUGAAAGUGUACUACCUGACGAUCAUUUUAUAGAAGUCGAUGAUACGCCAUCAUAUCAAACAACUAGUGCAAAGUUGAAUUUUGCUAAUAAUACAAAAAAUGAUCCUCUUCAAGCAAUUUCGGAACCGAGACAAUUCCUCGUGCAAAGCCUGGCUAGUCUUGGAAACUCACAGCCUGGACGAUUACCCGUUUACAUAGGAAACAUGAAUACGCAAGCUCAAACGGUAAUUCAAGGAUACCUGUCUAAAUUUGGAGUUCAGCUGGUCUAACUCAUCAAUUCACGCAGACUGAAUUAUUGUUUAAUUAAUCAUCCAAUUGUUUAUUUAUAGGUUUAAAAACUAGUUUUUAUACAUGAAAACUACGUUUAUUAGUUCUGUAUGAAUUAUUAACUAACUGUAUAAUUUAUUUUUUAAUAAUAAACUGAUAAAUAUUU
This is a messenger RNA of Diorhabda sublineata, 3254 nucleotides long. It is a transcript of the gene Cse1, whose product is annotated as exportin-2. Gene Ontology annotation, molecular function: small GTPase binding; nuclear export signal receptor activity. Gene Ontology annotation, cellular component: nuclear envelope; cytosol. Bases 184 to 3090 code for a protein of 968 amino acids. Gene Ontology annotation, biological process: protein export from nucleus; protein import into nucleus. The transcript has 19 exons. The record is from RefSeq and is a predicted model, not a curated record. Lineage: Eukaryota; Metazoa; Arthropoda; Insecta; Coleoptera; Chrysomelidae.